AUGAAAGCUGCAUCGCAAGUCCCCACUAAGGGAACUUUGUACCCGGAGCAACCUGUCAGAGUUGUCAUACCUCCAAAUCUGGAUGUCAUUGAAACUAAGAACCUUCUCUUGCGUCCCUUGAGAUCAAGCGACGCGGCACACGUCUUCGAGUUUCGAUCUCGACAAGACGUAGCGAAUUGGCUAUGGCCGAAAAUACCCCACAAGCAUAUCGAGGAAACAGAAGCAAACAUUGCCAGUAAGGUCUUUCGGACUCCCGACGCAACCGGAGCUGUUGGCAAACAAUUUCACUUCGCAAUUAUCAGCGCCAAAGACCCCACACAAAAGGUUAUCGGUACAGUUGGAAUCAAUUCCCUUGCUCCAGCUCCUUCGAUUGGAUAUGGUCUCCAUCCAGACUUUUGGGCCAAGGGCUACGCCAGUGAAGCUGUGGCAGGACUGAUAAAUGCGUGGUGGAAAUUGGACCGGAUAGACCCGGUGCAAUUGAGAUCAGGGUCAGAGGAGGAAAGAUUAUUCGCUGCGUGCAAUAAAGUAAAUGUCGGAAGCAUGAAGGUUCUCCAAAAAAGCGGAUUCAAGAUCUAUCGGGAACUGUACCUCGAUGGAGAUACGCUUGCCCUCUUUGAUCUUGAAAGACCCCAAAGUUAG
This is a messenger RNA of Penicillium waksmanii, 639 nucleotides long. Its product is annotated as GNAT family N-acetyltransferase. The record is from RefSeq and is a predicted model, not a curated record. The transcript has 2 exons. Lineage: Eukaryota; Fungi; Ascomycota; Eurotiomycetes; Eurotiales; Aspergillaceae. Bases 1 to 639 code for a protein of 212 amino acids. Gene Ontology annotation, molecular function: acyltransferase activity, transferring groups other than amino-acyl groups.